Molecule: messenger RNA, 1238 nt
Organism: Vitis riparia (riverbank grape)
Lineage: Eukaryota; Viridiplantae; Streptophyta; Magnoliopsida; Vitales; Vitaceae
Product: vestitone reductase-like
Exons: 4
Coding region: 22-1077 (351 amino acids)
Molecular function (GO): oxidoreductase activity, acting on the CH-OH group of donors, NAD or NADP as acceptor
Source: RefSeq, a predicted model, not a curated record
AAACAAAGAGAGAAAUCUGAUAUGAUAGGGCAACCCACAAGACAAAAGCAGAGGGAAAAGAGAAACAAAGAGAGAGAACAGAGAGAGAUGGAAGGUGAGAAUGAGAAAGGAAGGGUGUGUGUAACAGGUGGUACAGGAUUCAUAGCAUCAUGGCUCAUCAUGAAGCUUCUUCAACAUGGCUACUCUGUUAACGCCACCAUUAGAUCUCACCCUGGAAGCAAGAAAGACAUCAGCUACAUAACAAACCUACCAGGAGCAUCAGAAAAGCUCCAAAUCUUCAAUGCAGAUCUCAGUGAACCACACAGCUUUGAGGCAGCCAUUGAGGGAUGCAUUGGGGUUUUCCAUGUUGCCCAUCCUGUUGAUUUUGAAGCCAGAGAACCAGAGGAAACUGUGACCAGAAGAUCAGUGGAAGGAACACUAGCCAUUUUAAAGGCAUGCCUGAAUUCAAAGACAGUAAAGAGGGUUGUCUACACCUCUAGUGCAUCUGCUGUUGUGUUCAAUGACAAGGAUGAAGACAUGAAGGAUGAGAAUUCAUGGAGUGAUGUGGAGUUCAUCAGGUCUCUAGGGUCUUUUGCAGGGCCAUACAUGAUUUCCAAGACACAAACUGAAAGGGCAGCUCUUGAAUUUGCAGAAAAACAUGGCCUGGAUCUUGUGACUUUGCUUCCUUCCUUUGUUGUUGGUCCCUUCCUUUGUCCAUUUCUUCCUGGAUCAGUGCAGAUGGCACUUACUAUGAUCAAGGGUAUUCAGGAUCAGUACCAGAAUCUUAUGAACACAUCAAUGGUGCAUGUAGAUGAUGUAGCCAGUGCCCAUAUCUUUCUUCUUCACUACCCCAAUGCAAAAGGCAGAUACAAUUGUUCAUCAAAUACAAUAACAAUUAAUGAGAUGUCUGAGUUUCUCUCUGCCAAGUACCCACAACUUCCAAUCCCCACAACCGAGUCUUUAAGUGGGAUUCAAGGUUACAGAACACCUGGCGUCUCAUCAAAGAAGCUUUUGGAUGCGGGUUUUGUAUUCAAGCAUGGGCUGGAUGAAAUGUUUGAUGGAGCAGUUCAAUGCUGCAAAGAAAAGGGCUUUCUUUAGUUUAUGUUUGGGCACUAGCUCUUCACUUUCAGAAAGUUUGCUUGUAUUUCAUGGUCUGUGAUGACUGAUGACUUAUGUUUUGUUAUUGUUUAAUAUUAGACCUGGCCAAGUGUAUGAAUACUUACAUGAGCAUUUCAAUGAUUUGAUUUGAUUCUCAUUAA